Messenger RNA from Siniperca chuatsi (mandarin fish), 912 nucleotides. RefSeq lists its product as uncharacterized. Lineage: Eukaryota; Metazoa; Chordata; Actinopteri; Centrarchiformes; Sinipercidae. The record is from RefSeq and is a predicted model, not a curated record. The transcript is spliced from 4 exons. The coding region runs from base 98 to 391 and encodes 97 amino acids.
GUGAGAGGAGUUAAUGAUAGAAUGGUAUGAGAAUUACUAGUCAACAUGUCUUCUGUGAGAAAGGCCUAUUAGAUUUUAAAGAAGAUGGCCUCUGUAAAUGAGUGAUCAUCAAGACGUGCUCCCUGUAGCCGACUCACUGGGUGGGGGGAGAGCAGUUCCUCCUCUGCUGCGGAAACAGACUGGCUCUGAGUUUGGGCAGUCUGAUAUUGGCAGUAAUGUCCAAGCUGUAUACACACCCUGUCCAGAGAGAGGCUGUCCACACUACUUCACCUGGAGGGACUUGCAGGAGCUCAACAACACUGACUUCUACAACCUCGUGAAGGAGGAGAAAUUAGUUUGCCGGGGAGGACAUCCACGACAGACAGAGCUGAUUUUUCCAAAAGCUAAAUGAAGAUCUGAAGGGCGCACUUAGGCUACAGCAGUGCUGCAUCAAAAAGGGAAGAUGGGCAGGGGGGGAAAAGGCAAAGACCAGAAGAGCAGCAAAGCAGGAAUAAUGAAGAAAUAAUCUGUCUUUUGUUUAUACUGUUAAUAUCUUGGCUGCUCACAAACAUCUUGUAUUUCUGAACACAUAUGCAGUGUUUCUGUGGUUUCUGUGUACUGUAUCGCCCUCUGCUGGUUUCUCUCUGACAUGACUCCAAAUAUUCUCAGUUCUUGUUAAAAGGAACAUGGCAACAUACUGUGUGUCUCCGAUGUUUGUUUGCUUGUUUCACAGUGUAAGGACAAAUCUAACAACUUUCAUUCUCAACACUGUAAAGGAUUUUCUUUCUGGAUUAACAAGCUACCGUUAGUAUGUAGAUCUGCAGGAUAAAUUACACCUGUGACAUGCAGACCAGUCACACAGAUUUGUUAAAUAUAUUGGGUCAAAUAUUUAAAAUUAUUCCUAUCUGACACUGACUACUGAUAUCCACCUAG